AUGAACGCAACCAAGAUCGUAAAACACACCUGCACGCAAAUUUCAAAAGAUUUUGAAAAUUUUAAAAAGACUGUGAGCCCCACUCGGAGAACCAAAAAUUAUGUAACCACACGUCUCGAAACCCUUGAAGGCAAUUGGGUGAACAUAAAAAACCAAUAUCAAAUAGUGAUUUGCAGUGAUGACGUCAAAGAAGAUGUAGUAAAAAGCACCGAAGAAUUGUUUAAUGAAGCAAAUGAGAUAUAUACGCUCUACAGAUCUAUGCUAUUAGAUGAGUUGGACAAGUUUGCAGAGGCGAAAGCGAAAGAAAUACCUCCUGCUGUUCCUCCAGUUGCAAAAUCUGACGAUAAUAAGCAUCACGAUGUACGCUUACCCAAAAUUAAUCCUCCGACUUUUACGGGUGAAUAUCAGAAUUGGCGUUCAUUUAGAGAUCAAUUCGUUUCUUUGGUCCAUAGCAAUAAAUCACUAACAAAUAUAGAAAAGCUUCAUUAUUUAAAGUCAUGCUGUAAAGAAGGAGCAGGCAUUUUGCUCGAACAUAUAAACGUAGAUGAUGCUAGCUAUGAAAAGGCAUGGGAAUUAUUAAAUUCACGGUAUGAUUUUAAGAGAAUUCUUGUUAAUAACGAGUUAAAGUUGUUUUAUGAAUUACCAGUAAUUCAUGAGGAGAAUUCGAAAGGUAUCCGCGAAUUGUUGGAUAAUUCAACCAAAAUUUUACACGCCCUCACAAACCUAGGACUGCCAGUCCAACAUUGGGAUGCAAUCAUCAUUUUCAUGCUUUUAAAAAAGCUUCCAUCAACAGUACAAACGAAAUGGGAAGCAACACUUGGAACUAAGAAAGAGAUACCCACUUAUAAGGAAUUUUCGGAUUUCUUAGAGACAAGAUUCCGAACAUUGGAAAUGGUUGAUGAGCAACAAAAUGUGAAAUCAACCUCAACACAUAAAAAACCAUUAAAAACAGUAUUUCAUGUUAAUGCUGAAACAGCAAAUUUUUCAUGCAAACUGUGCCAUAAGGGUGCACACUCAUUAAGAACAUGUACAAAGUUUUUAAAAAUGGAUGUCAACACAAGGCAACGAACUGUAAAACAAUUAGGGAACUGUUUUAACUGCUUGGCAUAUAGCCAUAAGACAAAUAGUUGCCCUAGUGAUAAAAAAUGCCAUUUUUGUCAAAAGCAACAUAAUUCAUUGCUUCAUUUCGGUAACGCACAAAACCAACUCAACUUACACAAUCAACAAAACACAUACCAACGACAAACAUUCACUCAAGCUAAUCAAUUACCACCCAAUUCAAAUAACACAAUCUCUCAAACUCAAACCAGAACUAUGCCACACAAUAAAACAAAUUCAUUCAACAACACAAAUCCAAACACAUAUAACACAAACAGCUCACAUGCACACCAUAUAUCAACAGAAUUCAAUCCAAAUGCAUCAGCCUUCUAUCCAAACGAUCCACCACCAUCAACAUCAUCAAAUUGCUUUCACUUGAAGGACUUUAAAAAUACACAAAUUCUACUUGCAACAGCAAUCAUAAAAGUCAAAUCAUCUGAUGGAAACUUUAUAAAAUUAAGAGCUUUGAUUGAUCCUGGAUCACAAGCUACGUUUAUAACGGAAUCAGCAUCUCAACUUUUGCGACUCAAAAAAUACAAUACUUCAUUUGAUAUUUCGGUAUUAGGGCAGAACAAAAGCGGUUCUUGUCAAAACUAUAUUGAACUUACCCUAAGUUCAAAUUAUUCAGAUUUCACUAUGUCGACAAAAGGUUAUGUAUAUAAAACAUUAACAGGGCUUUUACCAAGUCAUGAAAUUAUUUCAACAAAAUGGAAACAUAUCCAAGGUUUAAAAUUAGCCGAUCCAACAUUUCAUCGACCAUCAAACAUCGAUAUUUUGUUAGGGAAUGACGUUUAUUGCGAAAUAAUUUUGAAUGAAGUCAUUCGUGAUGAUGAACAAAUAUGUCCAAUCGCUCAAAAAACCGAAUUUGGUUGGAUCAUUUUAGGAAAAGUACCGCUUGAAAAACCCAACUCUAUUCAAGUCUACACACAAAUUGUCGACAUAGACACACAAAUGCGAAAGUUUUGGGAGAUUGAGGAAUCUCCAUACCAAAAAACCGAAACAGAGGAAGAUGAAGCGUGCGAAAAUCACUUUUUAGAACACGUCAAGAGGUUGCCGGGAGGGCGUUUUGAAGUAUCGUUACCUUUCAAGGCAAAUCAACGGCCAGAGCUAAAAUCAACACAACAAACAGCAUUAAGGAUGUAUUACAAGCAAGAAGAAAAGUUACUUAUCAACCCAACAUUACACGAAGAAUAUAAUAAAUGUCUGGCAGAAUAUCUCAAACUUAACCAAAUGGAAGAAGUGGAUAUCACUCAAGACAGCAUCUACAACUCACCUUUUCACAACAUCGUUCCACAUCAUGCCGUCAUAAAAGACUCCAGUACAACCACAAAACUGCGUGUAGUCUUCAAUGCAUCAUUUAAAACUUCGAAUGGAAUUUCGUUGAAUGACCAUCUUAUGACUGGACCUAAGACACAAACAGAUAUUAUAGCAAUAGUUUUAAGGUGGAGAACACAUAAAAUUACCUUUACAUCUGAUAUAGAAAAGAUGUAUAGACAAAUCUACAUUCAUCCAGAUGAUGCAUAUUAUCAAAUGCUGUAUUGGCGUGAAGAUACAACAACACCAGUUAAACUCUACAAGGUAAAGGUUUUGAUGUUUGGUACUGCUCCAGCUCCAUAUUUAGCGAACAGAACUCUCAAAAAACUUGCCUCUGACGAAGAAUCAGCAUACCCACUAGCCGCCCAAAUGAUCCGUGAAGACAUGUACAUAGAUGAUUUAGUUUCAGGUGCUGACACAUUAGAGGUAGCCAAAGAAAAGUACCAUCAAAUUUCAACAUUAUUAUCUUCAGCUGGAUUUCAUCUUCGUAAAUGGAUGAGUAAUGACAGGGAAUUUUUGAAAUCCAUUCCGGAAGAAGAUCGAGAAACAAGUGUUUCUUUGACUUUCGGAUCUCUGGAUCACACGAAGACUCUUGGAAUCAGUUGGUUCCCAUCUACUGACUCAUUUUCUUUCCAAAAGAUCGUUCUCGACAAUAUCGUUACAAAACGUUCCAUUCUUUCAACCAUCGCUCGUCUUUUUGAUCCAUUAGGAUGGAUAGCACCUUGUAUUAUCAAGGCUAAGAUCAUCAUGCAGCAAUUAUGGCUGAAGGGCCUCUCAUGGGACGACAAUAUUCCAGUUGAAUUACAACAAGAAUGGCUCUCUUUUUAA
Messenger RNA from Eupeodes corollae, 3240 nucleotides. RefSeq lists its product as uncharacterized. The transcript has a single exon. The record is from RefSeq and is a predicted model, not a curated record. The coding region runs from base 1 to 3240 and encodes 1079 amino acids. Lineage: Eukaryota; Metazoa; Arthropoda; Insecta; Diptera; Syrphidae.